AGUGGGGGCAGACCAUGUUUUUGGGUUCAUUUUAAAUGCUCGAUUCUUGCCAUUGGUUCUGAAUGUGACGUCCUUGGCUCAGAAUAGAAGCAAACCCUCCAACCUCUCCUGCAAACUGGUCCAGCCCCACCUUUCCCUUCCAGCCAAGUAGUUUCAGAGUUUUGGCCGUGCCGUGCCGUACUCACCAAGUCUUAAGGGUGAGCUUUAGGGGAAACGCAGGUCAUGCUUGUGGAAGGACCACUGCCCACCUCUGCUCGGGGGGCGGGGGGGGUCUCUCAUGUACAUGUCCUCCCUGUUUGAUUCCCUCCUUUCCCUGGCAGAUGAGAUCCAGGCCAUUGCCACCAUGAUCGAGAAGCAGGCGCAGAUUGUGGUGAAGCCCAAGGAGGCCUCAAAGGAGGAGACGCUCCAGAAGGCUGCCCUCCUCGCCCAGUAUGCAGAGGUGACUGAUGAAGAGGAUGAUCUGGACGUUCAGAAUGGCUCUGGGGCAGCGGCAGCCCCAAUAACCAUCAACUCCGAGCACUCCUUGUUCAAAAACACCAACCUUACAGACGUGGUGAAUGCCCGGAAACUGGAGAGGGACCAUUUGCGGGACGAAUCGCAGCGGAAGAAGGAGCAGGACAAACUCCAGCGUGAGAAAGACAAGUUGGCCAAACAGGAGCGCAAAGAGAAGGAGAAGAAGAGGACACAAAAGGGGGAGCGGAAGCGGUAGCUGGGCAGAGCCCCCGGACCCCUCCCUGCAGCUGCUGGGCAGCCCCUCCCUCCACCCCCCUGUUGGGCAGCGCAGCAUGGGCCGGGGGUUGCCACAUCACGCAUUCGCCGCUCUCCCGGUUGAGCAGAAGGAAGCUGUUUGCACACUUCGCCCUGGGAUUACAAAGCAGCAGCUGGCUCUCUAGGCAAGGACCUGUGACCGUUGGCUUGCCUUGAAGCACCAAAAGAAAAUCAGCGCGCGUACGUUUUUCUACUUCGAUGUUAGGCUGACCGGUUGUGGCAACAUCUGUAACCAAAGAUUGUCUGGGGGCUACAUUCCCCCUCCCUCAUUUUCUAUUUUUAUUAGGCGCUUCGAGAGAAAGCGUGACGGAGAGGGGAACGUUGGAUACUUUGGUACGUUCUCUGUGGCCAACAGCUGUUUGGAGUGGUGAAGAAAAGCCCAUUUCAAGCGGGCAAAAGUCAGGGAGGCAUUUGGAAGUUGACUUCAGAGCCAGGGGUGGCCCGUUUGGUCCUUGGCGGCCAAAAAACAAUCCAGACUUUUCUUCCUGCGGGGGGGUGGGCCAAGUAACUCUGGGUGACGUCCACCAGCUUCACUUUUGAUGUCUAAGUAAAUGUUUUUGAAUUGA
Sphaerodactylus townsendi is the source of this 1334-nucleotide messenger RNA. It is a transcript of the gene CCDC43, whose product is annotated as coiled-coil domain containing 43. The transcript is spliced from 3 exons. NCBI's taxonomy places the organism in Eukaryota, Metazoa, Chordata, Lepidosauria, Squamata, Sphaerodactylidae. The coding region runs from base 278 to 709 and encodes 143 amino acids. The record is from RefSeq and is a predicted model, not a curated record.